Molecule: messenger RNA, 1390 nt
Organism: Mytilus trossulus (common blue mussel)
Lineage: Eukaryota; Metazoa; Mollusca; Bivalvia; Mytilida; Mytilidae
Product: programmed cell death protein 2-like
Exons: 6
Coding region: 42-1364 (440 amino acids)
Biological process (GO): apoptotic process; signal transduction
Cellular component (GO): cytoplasm
Source: RefSeq, a predicted model, not a curated record
AAGCUAAAGUUAUUUCCCUUGGCUUUCGACACCGUGCCGAAAUGACCUCUUUUGUAUUAUUAGGAAUUAUUGAUGAGCCAUGUAGUUCCUUACAGAUAGAUUUUUCAUCAAGUAAAAUAGGCGGAAAUCCCGAUUGGAUAAUACCUCAAACAAACCCAUUAUGUGCUGAAUGUGAUAAACCAAUGGUACUGGUUGUACAACUUUACUGUCCAUUAGAUGGUUCAAUAUACCACAGGACACUUUAUGUAUUUACAUGUGUCAACUGCAAGGACAAUAAAUGGACAGUAAUACGUCAACAAAGUCUGAGCAUAACUGAAAGUAAAACAAUAGAAAAAAAAUUACCAUCUACAAAAAGUGAUGAUGAUUGGGGUGUUAAAACAGAUGAUUGGGGAAGUGAUAUGGAUGAUUGGGGAGCUGAAGCAGAUGAUUGGGGAACAGAUGCAGAUGAUAGGGGAGGAGAAUCUAACGUAAAUGGUCUAGCUGAUAACACAUUGGACUUCAGCACAGAACACAAAGAUUCAUAUAGCACAGAGUCAGUUACUGGUAAAAGUCACGAAGAAUGCUUUAGAAGCAAUAUGAAUAACAAUCAUCAGUUAGUAACCUGCUCAGACUUAAACAAACCUUCAAAAUCAAGCUUGUUGGUGGAAAACAUAGGUAGUGUGAACAAUGAUGAAGAAGAAUUAGUAUCAGGAUUAUCAAAUAUAGAAGUUGAUUCUGAGAAUUCUAUGAAUGUCAUAGUUGAGGAUGAUAUGGUUGAUACAGACAGAUUAUAUGAGGUAAUGUCAGUUAUAAAAGAGGAAUCUAACAGUGUUGACAAUACUUUACCUAAUGAACUGAGUUUACUCUCAUUUUAUGUCAAUGUUUUGGAGGAGCCAGAAGAUAGUUUGGAUAGAGAAGAGGAAAAACAUAUAAAACAGUUACUAAAAAGUUAUGAGAGGGAGCAAGGAGCUGUUGAUGAGGAAAUGCAGGCAAGAGGCAAUAGUAGUGCUGGUGAGAAAUAUGAGAAAGCAAAUCGGGCUGAUGAUUAUUUUCAUAAAUUUUCCAAGAGAAUAGGAAGAUAUCCACCACAGAUAAUUAGAUAUCAAUGGAAUGGAAGCCCUCUGUAUAUCAGCAAACCUGAUAAAGACUUAUCUAAAGCUUCACAAGGAAAAUGCCACUGUUGUGGUAGUGAACUUGUUUAUGAGUUUCAAAUAAUGCCAGGACUUAUAACCAAACUUAGCUUUAGCAAAAAGAAAGGAAUUGGUAUAGAAUAUGGAACAGUAGUUAUAUACACGUGUAAAGCAAGUUGUUGGACUGAGUCAAACAAAGGGUAUACUGAACAUUUGUUUAUACAGUCAGAUCCUGAUCAGCAUUUGUUGAAAUAAUUGUAUUAAAAAAACCUGAUGACAAA